Messenger RNA from Moneuplotes crassus, 486 nucleotides. The record is from the annotation of a GenBank genome assembly. NCBI's taxonomy places the organism in Eukaryota, Ciliophora, Spirotrichea, Euplotida, Euplotidae.
AGGGAAUAAUGACAGUAGGAGAAUCAGUAAUUUGGCAAGUUAUUAAGAAGAAUAAUGCUUUCUUAGUCAAAAGAGGAAGAAAGGGAGAACAAUUCACUAAAGACCCACUCUCAAUCACCAACAGGUUCAAUGCUUCCGACUCUGGCUUAUCAAACUACAACGCUAUCUCAAUUUCAGCAACCACUGAAGCUUCUAAAUCUAACAAAGCUAGCAGAAGAGUUUUCAACUUAAAUGUUAGACACGGAGGACAUCACUCUGCUAAGAAGACAUCCGGAGCUGUCUUCUCCAAGACCUCAGUCAAGAAGGAAGUGAACAGAUUAGUCAAGGUUGUAAACUCAUUGCAAGGAAUUACUGAAGACAAGAGACAGAAACUAUUGAACAGAGUUUAUAAACUUCAUGCUGGCACUAGGGCUUAUCCUCUCCCAGCCAAGGAGAAGAAGGACGAAUAAAUAUUAGUAAUGCCUAGUCUAAUCAUAAGAAUGACAA